Psammomys obesus (fat sand rat) is the source of this 1501-nucleotide messenger RNA. It is a transcript of the gene Cabp5, whose product is annotated as calcium binding protein 5. Gene Ontology annotation, molecular function: calcium ion binding. NCBI's taxonomy places the organism in Eukaryota, Metazoa, Chordata, Mammalia, Rodentia, Muridae. The coding region runs from base 1 to 522 and encodes 173 amino acids. The record is from RefSeq and is a predicted model, not a curated record. The transcript has 6 exons.
AUGCAGUUUCCCAUGGGCCCUGCCUGCAUCUUCUUGAGAAAAGGCAUUGCUGAGAAGCAGCGGGAGAGACCACUGGGACAGGAUGAGAUUGAUGAGCUCCGGGAAGCAUUUCUUGAAUUUGACAAGGACCGAGAUGGGUUUAUCUCCUACAAGGAUUUGGGCAAUCUCAUGAGAACGAUGGGUUACAUGCCUACAGAGAUGGAGUUGACUGAGUUGGGCCAGCAAAUCCGAAUGAACCUUGGUGGCCGUGUAGACUUUGAAGACUUUGUGGAACUGAUGACCCCCAAAUUGCUUGCAGAGACAGCAGGGAUGAUUGGUGUCCAGGAAAUGCGAGAUGCCUUCAAGGAAUUUGAUGCCAAUGGAGAUGGGGAGAUCACACUGGCAGAGCUGCAGCAGGCCAUGCAGAGGUUGCUAGGGGAGAAACUCACACCCCGAGAGAUUGCUGAGGUAGUGCAGGAAGCUGACAUCAAUGGAGAUGGUACGGUUGACUUUGAAGAGUUUGUGAAGAUGAUGUCUCGUUGAAGAAGUAAUGAGAGCUCCAGACACAUGCUGCCUUGUGAACAUGGGUCAAACACUUGUAGAGGACUGGAUGCUCACGAGCCCUUGAAGGAUAGAGGAUGGGAGUGGACUUGCCACUGUGUGGACUGGGGUGCAACUGCAAAUAGUUGCUUUGUUUCUUGGGAAGAGAGACAUGCAUAGAAUUGAAUUUAGAAAGAAGACUCUAUGUACAUAAAUAUGAAUUAUACUAGGAUCCAGUGCUACUCAAACAUCCCAGAGGCGAUGGCAUCUUUCUCUAAUUCUGUGUUUCCCACCAGAUUCUCCUUCCAUGCCUCCCUUAAGAAAAGUUGGUGUGGGAAACUUUUUCAUGGUCUGAAAGAAAAAAAAGAAAAUCUUUCGAAAAGUUCCACACACAGCCUACCUUUUCCAUGGCUACUCUACCAACAACUCAGUUUCCUUCUCUUGGCAAGAGAAUGUCCUACCAGUCACAGGGUUAUAAUGGGAAUCCUGCUAACAGUUUGGAAAUGCCCCAGGAAGAAGGCGUUCAAGGUUGAGUUUUUUACUUUCCCAGAAGCUCAGUCCAUUGCUUCCCUGUAAACACCCAUGUCCCCUUAGGGUGAGAUAACCUGGGGGAACUCAGCUAAACAUCAAAUCUGGAUUAUCAAGGUUUAAAGAAAGCUGAUCCCUAGGGGUACUUAAUCCCCUGAAAAAUAUCAAGAAUGAAAGAGGUGGGGGGAUCCCCCAAAUCCCUAGUUUAGCCAGGUGGUUAGAAAUUGCAAUGCUAUUUCCAGAAGCUCCUGUACUGAUAUGCCCUGGGCCACUCCAGGUAAGUCUCUACCUUAGGUGGUUUGUGGAUUCCAUCCCUCACAUACCAACAUGAAUCUAGAGAUUUCAGCCACCUUACCCUCAAGAUAAAAAAAUUUGUGCCAUGCCUUUCUCCAAGCUUCUCUUGCUUUGAUGUCCAUUAGGUAGAACUACAGACUGUCAUUUGAUCUCUGGUCAA